This is a messenger RNA of Meyerozyma guilliermondii ATCC 6260, 474 nucleotides long. RefSeq lists its product as uncharacterized. The record is from RefSeq and is a predicted model, not a curated record. Lineage: Eukaryota; Fungi; Ascomycota; Pichiomycetes; Serinales; Debaryomycetaceae. The transcript has a single exon. The coding region runs from base 1 to 474 and encodes 157 amino acids.
AUGCUUUGGCAUAACAGGCACCGACGAGCCACCAGGAAUAACUCCCAACAAGUUAUCCCAGCCACCUUUAACACCUCCACAGUGUUUCUCCAACAACUCUUUCAAAGGUAUGGACAUCUCUUCUUCGACGGUACAUGGCUCAUUGACGUGGCCCAGAAAUACAGAACAACUUGGUUCCCGAGUUUCUUUCACGACCAAACGACGCAAACCACUCACCUCCUCUUCUACAAAUGGUGGGUGCAACGGCCACCGUCUCGACAUUGGUCACGGUCGAAGGUCUACCAAACAAACCCACGGCAGCAGGGAAUGGAGGCUUCAAUCUGGGCUUGCCGGCUUUACCCUCGAGAGACUCGAUCAACGCGGUUUCUUCACCACAAACGUAGGCUCCCAUACCUCUAUGGAUGUAGACGUCAAAGUCGUAACCUGAGCCACAGGCGUUUUUGCCCAAGAGUCCCGCCUUGUAUGCCUCGUUGA